AUGUCUACGGCCCGGAUAGUACUCCGCCAACAACGGGGUCGAUGGCUGCAGCCGACAAUGCAGUCUACGGCCCGAUCAAUCCGAACCCACUCGACGCACGCACAUCACCAUAACCAUACCCAUACCCAUAACCAUCACCAUCACCAUCAUACCCCCACAGGCGCCAAUCUCGAGGCCGUCCGAUCCUACUGCCGUGAACUUCUCAGGGCGCUCGCUGACACAGUAAUUCUUCCCGGUCAGCUCAGAACCCACGAUUACCCAUCCUACAUCCUCUCAACCUUCCACCCGCCACCCCUCCGAGACGCCCAACUCGUCAUCCGCGCAUUCAACGUCGACAUCGCCCGAAUAGCAGAUCAAGUCUCAAACCUCACCGUCGGCCGUAUGCGAAUGCAAUUCUGGCGCGAUGUAAUCGAAAAGACAUAUAAUGGUCACCCACCCCAGGAACCCGUCGCACUACUUCUCUCGAAGGUCCUUCAUGAAGACCGAAUACCUUUCACAAAAUCGUUCUGGAUGAAAGUCAUCGGCGCGAGGGAACAGUAUUUGGCCAAUCAGUCGUAUACGACGUUAGAUGCUUUGGAGGCAUACUCUGAAGCUACUUAUUCCUCAUUACAUUAUCUCUCGCUCGAGGCUUUGAACUAUAAAUCCACGAAUCUUGAUCAUGUGGCUUCGCAUAUCGGGAAGGCUUCCGGUAUAACCGCCGUCUUGAGGGGAACUCCGUUGAUGGCCGCCCCGGGACCGAAUAGUACUCAAGCAGCAGUGCUGUUACCGGUAGAUAUGUGCGCUAAACACGGUCUUCGUCAGGAAGAUGUUAUAAGACACGGAGGGAGCGCCCAGGGACUAAAAGACGCGGUUUUUGAAAUCGCAACAAGAGCAAAUGAUCAUAUGAUCACUGCUCGGGAGAUGUUGAACAGAGCUGGCGAAGAAGGUAAAGGGCCGGCAUUUACGACAUUCCUACAUGCGGUACCAACUUCGUUAUAUCUCGGCCGUCUAGAAAAGGUUGACUUCGACGUCUUUGACUCUUCUUUGCAACGUAGAGAGUGGAGGUUACCGUGGAAGGCUUACAUCGCCAAUGCCAGACGGCAAUUCUAA
Messenger RNA from Orbilia oligospora ATCC 24927, 1089 nucleotides. RefSeq lists its product as uncharacterized. Gene Ontology annotation, biological process: mitochondrial respiratory chain complex I assembly; biosynthetic process. NCBI's taxonomy places the organism in Eukaryota, Fungi, Ascomycota, Orbiliomycetes, Orbiliales, Orbiliaceae. The coding region runs from base 1 to 1089 and encodes 362 amino acids. The transcript is spliced from 3 exons. The record is from RefSeq and is a predicted model, not a curated record. Gene Ontology annotation, cellular component: mitochondrion.